AUGAAGCACCAGCGAUGCCACCAGCUUUCUGCCUUGAAGGCGGCGCUCCCCGCCGCGCUCUCCCCAGCGCUCACCAUGGCGCUCUGGCUUGUCGCCUUCAACGUCUCGUCGUGCCACGCGCAAGUGAUCAAUGCUUCUCAAGGGUUGUUUCUCAGCGACGUCAAGACGGGAUGGGGCAUGGGGUGGAAGGUGGGAGACAAAUGCAGCACUGCGGCAUCUAUCCUGUGCGACGCUUCAGGCAUGAUCACCUCGAUGUCUUUUUGGAGCAACAAUCUCACGGGCUCCAUUCCCGACAGCAUCUCUGCGCUCAGGGCACUCAGAUACCUGUAUCUUUUUGACAACGAUCUCACCGGCUCCAUUCCCGACAGCAUCUCUGCGCUGAAGGAUCUGACAUGGCUGUAUAUUGAACGCAACAAUCUCACAGGCUCCAUUCCCGACAGCAUCUCCGCGCUGACGGCACUCAAAUACUUGUAUCUUGGUGGCAGCAGUCUCACGGGCUCCAUUCCCGACAGCAUCUCUGCGCUGAAGGAUCUGACAUGGCUGUAUUUUGGCGAAAACGAUCUUACGGGCUCCAUUCCCGACAGCAUCUCUGCGCUAACGGCACUCGAACUUUUGAGUCUUGGCGGUAACAGUCUCACGGGCUCCAUUCCCGACAGCAUCUCUGCGCUCACGGCACUCAAAAACCUGGAUCUUCGCAGCAACAGUCUCACGGGCUCCAUUCCUGACAGCAUCUCUGCGCUGAAGGAUCUGACAUGGCUGUUUCUUAGCAGCAACAGUCUCACGGGCUCCAUUCCUUACAGUAUCUCUGCGCUGAAGGAACUCGAAUUGUUGGAUCUUAGCAGCAACAGUCUCACGGGCUCCAUUCCUGACAGUAUCACUGCGCUCAGGGCACUCGGAUACCUGAAUCUUCGGAAGAACAAUCUCACGGGCCCUAUUCCUGACAGCCUCCCUGUUCCGCAGUGGUUCUUCCCUUCUGCCUCACCGCCACCACCUAAGCCUGCUGAUGGCGGUCUUGUUCCGCAGUGGGCUGUCCCUUCUACCUCACCACCACCACCUAAGCCUUCUG
Molecule: messenger RNA, 1066 nt
Organism: Closterium sp. Naga37s-1
Lineage: Eukaryota; Viridiplantae; Streptophyta; Zygnematophyceae; Desmidiales; Closteriaceae
Source: the annotation of a GenBank genome assembly